Molecule: messenger RNA, 695 nt
Organism: Centruroides sculpturatus (bark scorpion)
Lineage: Eukaryota; Metazoa; Arthropoda; Arachnida; Scorpiones; Buthidae
Product: ferrochelatase, mitochondrial-like
Exons: 3
Biological process (GO): heme biosynthetic process
Molecular function (GO): protoporphyrin ferrochelatase activity
Source: RefSeq, a predicted model, not a curated record
GGCUAUAAUCCAAUAAUAUUAAUCUUUGCUAUCGUUACUUUUUGCCCGAGCAACGUCGGGCUCAUCUGCUAAUAGAGUAUAUAUUUUUAGUUUACCGUCAUAUUUUAUUUUCCGGGAAUCCAUCUAGAGAGCUCAAUAGUAGAACCCAUAAUUUUAAAAAUAAUGAUAAUUUACAAAAUAUGAUUUAUAGGCUAUAUGAACUACGUGAUAACAAUAUAUAAACGGGUGUAGCAAUUUCUGAGAAGCAUGUAGUAAUGUGUAGCAAUAUAAGUACCGGUUAUGUAACCAUUAAUAUUUUCUUUUUACCUGGUCACACUCCCCUGUUCUUUGCCGUGUGAUAGAUUUCUUUGUUGAUUACGUCAUUCCUAUAUACAUACGUCAUUAGGAGAGGAGAUGAACAGAGCUAAAAUGUUUGGAUAUGCUGCCAAGUCUUUCAAAAAUAGUUAUAAAAGAUUUUUGCCAUUUCAAAGUAACUCAAGAAAAUGGCAAUUUUCAGCACUUGUUCACUUUUCAACUGAUUCAUCUUCUGAUGUGAAGUCUAAAUUGCAAAAUGAGAAAGGAGAGAUAGUUAGUAAAUCUCCAAAGACAGGCAUUUUGUUAUUAAACAUGGGUGGACCAGGCUCUUUGAAUGAGGUACAAGAUUUUCUAGAAAGAUUGUUCACUGAUGAAGAUAUUAUGUCAUUACCAAUGCAAAA